AAAUACCGCCGUUCACGUGUUCAAAGUGAAUUAUUUUACGCGAUAUUGUUGUUACUGUAGGUAACUAGUUCUGUUGGCGGAGGCACAUUGCGCGGUUGAGAUUCGUUGUUUCCAAAUGUGGCAAGUUCAGUUGAGGUUUGAUUGAUGGACUGUAGGCGGAAACUCUACGCUGUAAACUUUGUACGAUGGUCGUAAAGGGCUAGCUUUGGGAGUUUAUUUUUGUAUUUCACGAGCCGCUUAAAUCGUGACUUUCACACGGGAAUACAUCCGUCCUUAAACUCCAGAUCCCGCGCGUUUAGUCCGAGUUGUCUGUUGAGUUGAGCUAAUGUUUCUUAGCCUAGCAUAUGUGAGGUAACAUAAGUUCGGUAUCAAGUGAAGCGAUCCGCUGGGUUUGAUCUGCUCGGAUCUCUACACCUACCGCAGGCUGCCGUAGUGCUGGGAGCAGGUCCGCGAUGCUAGGGGGAAACGGGACGGCCAGAGGGGCUGGACGCUCCGGUAACGGCGCGGGGUUGACCCCUCUACAGGUGGGCAGCACAUCUGGGGCUUUGGGGGCAGUAAACUCUGCCAUAAACCUGCCCGAUGGAGGCAGAUACGACGACGGGCCGUCGGUGGAGGCUGUGCUGAGCGGCUCCGACGGAGACUCGGACUCCGGGGAUGAUGAAGAGAGUCCCGCGGUGGACAGGAGAGGGGUGAAGCGGGAGAGGAGUGAGAUGGAGGUCGGUGGAUCCUCGGGAACCGGCGCGGGACUGUCAGCUGGAUAUGGGGGAGUUUCCUCCGGGGUGGCUGGGGCGAAACCCGGCAAGAAAACACGAGGACGGGUGAAAAUUAAGAUGGAGUUUAUUGACAACAAGCUGAGGAGAUACACGACCUUCAGCAAGAGAAAGACUGGCAUUAUGAAGAAGGCUUAUGAACUAUCCACCUUAACGGGGACGCAAGUUUUGCUCCUGGUUGCCAGCGAGACGGGCCACGUCUACACGUUCGCCACGCGGAAACUUCAGCCCAUGAUCACCAGUGAAACGGGUAAAGCCCUGAUCCAGACCUGCCUAAAUUCCCCUGAUUCUCCACCCCGUACGGACCCUUCAACGGACCAGCGGAUGAGUGCCACCGGAUUCGAGGAAACGGACCUCACCUACCAGGUCUCAGAGGCUGAUGGUCUCACAGAGCCAAAGGAAAUGAUCAAGCCGAUGUUCACUGCUGCCACUUUACCCGGUGGCACCAACAGCACCACCACACAGUCGUCGGCCUCUUCCUCUCCCUCCUCCUCCUCCGUCUCCAUGCACACUCAGAGCAGCGCCCUGUCGCUCUCCAGCACCACCUGUUGGCCGUUGGCUGCAGGGAUGAAUGCUCAGAGCGUCUCUAGUGUGAACGGCACGGUGCUCAAAAGCUCUCCGGCGGGAGUCAUGCAGCUGCCCAGCGGAUUCACGCUCAUGCCAGGCACUACUCUUCCUCCUGGCGCACACACUAUUCCUCUCAGUCAGCUGCAGACACACUCUCUGGCCAUACAGUGUCCACAGACGCAAAACAGCCACGCCGCCGCCGCUGUCCCCGCACACACACAAGCUGCCACACAGGCCACGCUCUUCCGCCUGCCGGCCACUGUCUCACUCACAGGUGGUACGAUGCCUCAACAGUUACAGGCCAUCCAGGUUCACCCUCAAAGCAGUGACAGCAGUCCAGAGAUCAGCCGGACCUCCACCAGCUCCACUGCAAGCCACACCGCUACGAUAGUCACUUCCUCAGUACCUUCUUCAGUGGCAGGUCACAUGAUGUACCCUGGAGCGCACGUCAUGUAUGCUACAUCCACCCCUACCCUUGCCGACGGGAGUCUGACUGUGCUCAACACCUUCCCACAACCACCCACUGCAAUGCACGUGUCCCACACGCCAGCCCAAGACUCAGGUGCAGUUCCUCAGAUGUUUCUCACGGGACCUCCUGGAACUGUACAGAUCCCAGUUUCAGCCGUCCCACUACAUUCGAUGUUAAUAAACCAGCAGGCCACCGGUAGCAGCAGCAGCACCCUCACGGAGCUGCGGGUGGUCAAUCUGGACAAUCCCAAAGCAGACUGACUCAUGAAGCACAAGGCCGGUGUGACCGCUCACUCACACUGAUUCUCCAAGGAUCACUCAUGCCAUGCAAUCAGACUGCCAUUAUAUUUAUUACUGCCUUCUCACUGCGUGGGGUUCAGAAACCCGUAAUGAGGUGUAAUGGGUCGUUUGAAGGAUGAUGGCAUCUCCUCACGGACUCGUUUUGGUGGGUAGUGUGAUAAUAGAUGAUGUUUGUUCACACGCAUCUAUACUUCAGGAUUUCAUAGAGACGUCUGCACCAUCACUGCUGGGUCUUCACCUGCUUUUGCAGAAAGAUGGACAGUUAUGUUCGCUUUCAGUAAAUUCAAAACCUCUUCGCUGUACAACAGUUGAAGUAUCUUCAGUUCAAUCUUUCUGUCUUUUGGGGAAUGCCUCUCUUGAUCUGAUUUGUAAUUCACCUCCAUACAUUUUAAGAUCUGUGAAUCUUUUGAGAUCAAAAAUCGAUACUUUCAAGCAUUUAUGCUGUGAAAUUAGCAUAGUUUUGGUAUAGUUUUAAUGGCGGGUUGUGUGUUAUUUAUCAUUUUAAGGAAUGUUUAACCCAGAAAGGACAAUUCUGUCAUCUUUUUCCAUC
This is a messenger RNA of Sinocyclocheilus anshuiensis, 2655 nucleotides long. It is a transcript of the gene srfa, whose product is annotated as serum response factor a. The transcript is spliced from 8 exons. The record is from RefSeq and is a predicted model, not a curated record. Gene Ontology annotation, biological process: positive regulation of transcription by RNA polymerase II. Lineage: Eukaryota; Metazoa; Chordata; Actinopteri; Cypriniformes; Cyprinidae. The coding region runs from base 453 to 2066 and encodes 537 amino acids. Gene Ontology annotation, molecular function: protein dimerization activity; DNA-binding transcription factor activity, RNA polymerase II-specific; cis-regulatory region sequence-specific DNA binding.